Molecule: messenger RNA, 594 nt
Organism: Pedinophyceae sp. YPF-701
Lineage: Eukaryota; Viridiplantae; Chlorophyta; Pedinophyceae
Source: the annotation of a GenBank genome assembly
AUGGUCGAAACGGCCAUGCUGGCGGCGCUCGCCGGCCUGGCGUACACGCUCUUCACGACCGUCGGCCUGGACAAGUACGUGGGGUACUUCCUCCCCGUCGCGCCGAUCGUGGCGGCCCUGCGCAACGGGUCUGCGGCGUGCCUGCGCACCGUCGGGGCGACGUUCGUGCUCCUGCUCGUCCUCCAGGGCCCGCUCAGGGCGAGCGUGUACUUCUUCCUGCACGGCUCGAUGGCCUGCGUCAUGGGCUGGGCCAUCUCCCGCCGCGUGCGGUGGCGCGUCGCCGUGCCCGCAGCUGCUCUCGCCAGGGUCUUCGGCACGCUGGGGUACCUCGCGAUGACGUCGUGGGUGAUGAACGAGAACCUGCUGCGCCUCCUGGUGUCCAACGUGUGCACGCUGCUGGACCAGAUCGCGGCGUCGAUGGGCACCACGGGCGUGCCGUCGCCGUCGACGGUGUACGGCCUGAUCGGCGUGCUGCUGAUGGUCAACGGCCUGGCCUACAGCCUGCUGCUGCACGCGCUCUACGCCGUGCUGCUCAAGGGGAUGGGGUACACCGACAUAUUCGUGCCGAAGUUCUUCCGCAAGUACGGAAUAUAG